GCUAAUGGCGAACGCGCAUGCGGAGAAGAGCACAACAGCGAUCCUAGACCGGUGUGAUGAAGCAUUCUGCACCACACAAAUCCUGCACCCAGCUACUUCCCAUAAAGCGCAGAACUGCUUUAAACAGACGCUUUAAUCCAGAGACUUACAGUCAUGACUGAAUACAAUGGAAGCAUAUGAGCAUAUUCUUUAUAUUGAUUUAUAUAUUACAUUAGAUUUAAUUCCAGUUUUACCACCGCUUUAUCCUGGUCGCUGUGAAUCCAGUUUCCCCAGACAUCACUGGCUUUAUUUGAAAAGAGGUGCUCUGUCUGGUGUAUUCUUGCAUUAGUCUAAACAAUCUUCUAAACCGCUUUUAACUGGGAGUAAACACUGGGAGUAUUAUAUUUGAAUAUUAUUUUUCAUCAGGCGCGUAUGAAGCUACAAAAAGGGGUCCUGAAGAUGCAGAACAUGCCAGGAUUCAAAAUUCAUCAUCACACCCACUUCUGUCUGAUCCUGGAUCAGCGCAGGACCCCAGUGUUUACCUUCCGCUUAGAGUAUUUCUGAGUAUAUAAUAAUCCGUUUACUUCACUGAGGUGAUGGUUUAAUGAAUAACGUGUACAUUUUAACACAUACACAGAUUUAUUUAAUUAAAUUUCAAUAAUUUACACGAUUAUUUUAUAAACAUUGCUCAUUAAUAUUCACCCCCUGUGUGGGAGCUGGAAUGACCCGGAUGUAGUUACAGAACCAGGGGCUGAUGUUUGUAGUAAAUUUGGACUCGAUAAAGAGGAAACUAUUGCAAUAAAAUCUAAAAUCAGCAAAAUCAUGGGAGUUACAUGUGUGUGUCAGGUACCAGUGCUGGAGGGGAAGAGUGUUCAGCAGACGGUGGAGCAGGUCCAUAAGAAACUGGAGCAGUUGGGUGCAGUGAAGCAGGGCAGCUUCUUCAUCGACUGUGAAACCUACCACGCUACAGGAAACUCCACAGGUCAGCCCUCCAAGCUGCUGUACGUGAUGCACAAUUCCGAGACGCCGCUCAGCUGCUUAGCUCUGUUCGAUGGCGGCCCGACGUUGGCGGCUGACGCUAACUUUGACGUGCUAAUGGUGAAACUGAAGAGUCACUUCCAGAACGCUAAAGGACACAAGGUGGAGAGCCGCGGUGCCCGCUACCGCUACACCGACUUCCUGAUCAAGGUCGGGACUGUAACCAUGAGCUCCAGCGCCCGAGGAAUCUCGGUGGAGGUGGAGUACAGUGCCUGUGUGGUUCCUGGUGACUGCUGGAACCUGAUCAAAGAGUUCAUGCAGACUUUUUUGGGCGCCAACACCCCUGAGCUCCCCAGCGUGUUCAGUAAUAAAGUGGAGGGUCUGUUUGCUCCGUCAGACAUCAUGGACACCAUGAACCAGUACCUCGAGCUCUUCAGCAAAAUCCGCAAGCAGCAGGUUCUGCCGGGGAGCGGUGUACGAUGAGACCUGUGUUAGAACAUGUACACACACACACACACACACACACACACACACACACACAGUGUGGAUCAGACAGUGUAAGAUACUGUACAGAAUUUUCAGGUCUGCUUGGAAUGAAUGAAAUUAAAAUUAUGCUUUUUUGUAUGAAAACAUUUUAAUAAAAUAAAAAAACAUGUAACAGAA
Trichomycterus rosablanca is the source of this 1620-nucleotide messenger RNA. It is a transcript of the gene med20, whose product is annotated as mediator complex subunit 20. The transcript is spliced from 4 exons. The record is from RefSeq and is a predicted model, not a curated record. Gene Ontology annotation, biological process: regulation of transcription by RNA polymerase II. Lineage: Eukaryota; Metazoa; Chordata; Actinopteri; Siluriformes; Trichomycteridae. Gene Ontology annotation, cellular component: mediator complex. Gene Ontology annotation, molecular function: transcription coactivator activity. The coding region runs from base 802 to 1440 and encodes 212 amino acids.